GGUGACAGCAGUCCCGCGCGCCACUUCACACCCUCCCCGGAGGCGGCCAUCUACACCAAGUCAAUCUCAAGCCGUCCACCUCGCCCAUCGUGGGCCUGCCUAUCGAAACUUACACAGCAAAUCGCGACACCUCGUUGCGCCACACUGCGGGCGCAUCAUAUUGCUGUGGCCGUCAGAACAAGGAGAGAGCUGCAGCACCUGUGCGAGCCGUCCUUCGGUGCGUGACUUGUAGCAGGGUGCACCGCUUUCCUCAUUCCACCCAAACAGACGCGGCCCAUAUCUCCACGGCGUAGAGAAGGGGCGGCCCCUGGAGAUACUUGCAAUGGCCGGAACCGGGUCGCCGUUCAUCAAACCCGAACCUCACGAUUUCUCCUUCAACCCAGAUCAAUAUGCUCAGUUCAACCAAGGCCAGAACUUCGAUCUGUCCGGGGGUAGCAUGAACAUCAACCCUGCGAAUCUGACCACCAACAACUUCUCCCAGAACUUCAGCACUUCGAACGCGGCCAUCGCAGAUGAUGAGCUCUUGGACCUGGACUUCGACCAUGGACAACCGCAGGGCAACAAUUUCGAUUUCGCUCAGAGCAUGCAGAACUUACUGAAUCAGCGAGCGAUGCAGCAACAGAACAACGCCAUGUUCUCCCAUACCCCCGAAGGCGCACCAAUCCAGUCGCCCUUCACGAACGACUUCAACUACAACCAGUUCCGCCCCGCAGCUGGCCAACAAUUCGGUGCGCACAGCAUGCCGCAGCAAGUCUUCCGCCAACAGAUGAUCCGCAAGGUGUCAGACUCGCGCUCUCCCGCCACACCCAACAUCACCCGACUGCAAGUGUCCGAUGAGUAUCCGCAUCCGGGCAUGCAGCAGAUACAACAUCACCGGCAGAAGGGUUCCAUGGGCAACGGCUGGGACAGUACGUCGAGCCACCACAGCUGGAACGAAGCCUCACCCUUCCCGUCGCCGGGCAACGCGCAUCCGAUGCACAAUCAAAUCACCGAGGUCCUGAAGACGCACCCUCAGCACCACAAAGUCGCUUCCUCUCUGCCAACUAAGAUGGAGGGCGGCGCGAACCCGGGGGUGCAUGCGCAAGAGGCCAAACGACGCAGACGGCGCGAGUCACAUAACAUGGUCGAGAGGCGGCGCCGAGACAACAUCAACGAGCGCAUCCAGGAGCUGGGCACGCUGGUGCCAGGGCACAGGCUCGAAGAUGAAAAGGUGCGUAAGCACCUGCAAACGAACGCCCCUCUAUCCCCCUCCAUCACCAAUGCCGGCCUGUCUCCUCCCAACGCUGCCACGUCUCUCCUGGCUGGGCCGCAGGCGCGACGAGCCACGAGCGGCAACAUCACACAAGGCUUGCCCGUGGAUGAGAAAGACAAGGGCCCCAACAAGGGCGACAUCCUCAACGGCUCCGUGGCCUGGGUGCGUGAUAUGAUGUGGUACCUCGAGAAGAAGAUCGACCAAGAGCAGCAAUUGAAACAGCUGCUUCAGCAGUCGGGCACCCCUUGGCCGUUCGAGACCAACGAAGAGGAAAGAAGGAUGCUGCACGAAAUCACCGAGAUCCUCAACAAGCACAAUGACCACGACUCCUUCGACACCUACUCCCGCGCCCCCGGUUCCGGCCUGCGGGUGCCAGGCUUCACCAACGUUGCCGGCGACAGUAUUUCCGCGGACGCCCCAGUUGCCACGAGCUCUCACACCAGUCAGCAGCAGACGGUCAGUCCGGGAUUCCAGCCCGGAGGCAGCGGGAUGAGCAGCGGUCAGAUGUCUCACAACCCGUUCUGGGACGAGGAGUUCAAGGAGGAAGACGAGGAUUUCAUGGACGAGAUGCAAUAGCAUGGCAACCCUUCCAUGCUACGCCGAAUGAUUUGAUGAGCAUUUCGUCGCCAUCUACCCUUCACUCGGACUAGCCCGCUAGGCCUGGGAAACGUGUUACUUCGCAUCAUCGGGCAUACCUCGCGGGAGGCAUCAUACCGCCACCGUCACUACCGUCAUGGGUGUAUGGCUGCACCUCGUCCCAAUGACCGCGAUCCGAA
Neohortaea acidophila is the source of this 2028-nucleotide messenger RNA. RefSeq lists its product as uncharacterized. The record is from RefSeq and is a predicted model, not a curated record. Bases 323 to 1828 code for a protein of 501 amino acids. Lineage: Eukaryota; Fungi; Ascomycota; Dothideomycetes; Mycosphaerellales; Teratosphaeriaceae. The transcript has a single exon. Gene Ontology annotation, molecular function: protein dimerization activity; DNA-binding transcription factor activity, RNA polymerase II-specific; RNA polymerase II cis-regulatory region sequence-specific DNA binding. Gene Ontology annotation, biological process: regulation of transcription by RNA polymerase II.